This is a messenger RNA of Mus caroli (Ryukyu mouse), 4793 nucleotides long. RefSeq names its product iduronate 2-sulfatase (gene Ids). Lineage: Eukaryota; Metazoa; Chordata; Mammalia; Rodentia; Muridae. The record is from RefSeq and is a predicted model, not a curated record. Gene Ontology annotation, molecular function: iduronate-2-sulfatase activity. Gene Ontology annotation, cellular component: cytoplasm.
GGGCCAGCGCCCGGGCCUUUGGGCCCGAGGCAGAGGUGUCGCGCAGUUUUCUCAGAGACUUUGGUGGUGGUGGUGGUGGCGGCGGCGGCGGCGGCGGCGGCGGCGGUGGUGACGGCGGCGGCCACUGCUCGUAAUGGUCCCGCUGUAGCCUCACGCCACCUUCUUGUAAGGCUGCGCCGAGGCAGAAAUGUCGCCGCCGCCGCCGCCUAUGUGGCGGCAGCUUAGCUUCAGCUUGUUGCUAGGCUCCUUCUGCAUCGCCCUGGAGUCCGCAGCGCAAGGCAACUCCGCUACAGAUGCUCUGAAUGUUCUUCUGAUCAUUGUGGAUGAUCUCCGCCCCUCCCUGGGCUGUUAUGGAGACAAGCUAGUGAGGUCCCCAAACAUUGACCAGCUGGCAUCCCAUAGCGUUCUCUUUCAGAAUGCCUUUGCUCAGCAAGCAGUGUGCGCACCAAGUCGAGUGUCCUUCCUCACUGGGAGGAGGCCUGACACCACCCGCCUGUAUGACUUCAAUUCCUACUGGAGGGUACAUUCUGGAAAUUUUUCCACCAUCCCCCAAUACUUCAAGGAGAAUGGCUACGUGACCAUGUCGGUUGGGAAAGUCUUUCACCCUGGUAUAUCUUCCAAUCACAGUGAUGAUUAUCCAUAUAGCUGGUCUUUUCCACCGUAUCAUCCAUCCUCAGAGAAAUAUGAAAACACUAAGACGUGUAAGGGACAAGAUGGAAAACUCCACGCCAAUCUGCUUUGUCCUGUCGAUGUGGCAGAUGUGCCUGAAGGUACCUUGCCUGACAAACAGAGCACAGAAGAAGCCAUCGGAUUGUUGGAAAAGAUGAAGACAUCAGCCAGUCCUUUCUUCCUGGCAGUUGGGUACCACAAGCCACAUAUCCCCUUCAGAUACCCCAAGGAAUUUCAGAAGUUGUAUCCCUUGGAAAACAUAACCCUGGCUCCUGAUCCCCAUGUUCCUGAUAGCCUACCACCUGUAGCCUACAACCCCUGGAUGGAUAUCAGGGAGAGGGAAGAUGUCCAAGCUUUAAACAUCAGUGUUCCCUAUGGACCAAUUCCUGAGGAUUUUCAGCGGAAAAUCCGCCAGAGCUACUUUGCUUCUGUGUCCUAUUUGGAUACUCAGGUUGGACAUGUUUUGAGCGCUUUGGAUGAUCUUCGUCUAGCCCACAACACAAUUAUUGCUUUCACAUCUGAUCAUGGAUGGGCCCUAGGUGAACAUGGAGAAUGGGCCAAAUACAGCAACUUUGAUGUCGCUACCCGUGUGCCCCUGAUGCUCUAUGUCCCUGGAAGGACGGCCCCACUUCCUGCAGCAGGCCAGAAGCUCUUUCCAUACCGGGACCCCUUUGAUCCGGCUUCGGAUUGGAUGGAUGCAGGCAGGCACACUGAGGACGUCGUAGAACUUGUAUCUCUCUUCCCCACGCUCGCUGGACUUGCAGGACUGCCAGUUCCUCCUCGGUGCCCCAUCCCUUCUUUUCAUGUUGAGCUUUGCAGAGAAGGCCAGAAUCUACAGAAGCAUUUGCAGCUCCAUGACUUGGAAGAGGAGCCAUACUCGUUUGGUAACCCCCGGGAGUUGAUUGCCUAUAGCCAGUACCCCCGGCCUGCAGAUUUCCCACAGUGGAAUUCUGACAAGCCAAGCUUAAAAGAUAUAAAGGUCAUGGGCUACUCUAUACGCACCAUAGACUAUAGGUACACUGUGUGGGUUAGCUUCGAUCCUAGUGAAUUUCUGGCUAACUUUUCUGAUAUCCAUGCCGGGGAACUCUAUUUUGUCGAUUCUGACCCACUGCAGGAUCACAAUGUAUAUAAUGACUCCCAACAUGGAGGUCUUCUCCACUCACUGAGACCUUGAGUUCUGUCAGCCUCAGUGGGCACAUAUGUGUCCCCUUCCCCCUCUACCCAUUGUAUUAGAUAUAACCUGAGUGGGAAACAAUGAAAACAUGCAUCAGCAAUCUGGCCUAGGACUAGGUGGCAGAUGGCCCUUUUUAUGUAGUCCUUCUUAAGUUAGAAUUUGCCAUUGGAUUUGGGCUAAGCUGAAACUUUCAUUUUAAAAGCUCCCAUAGCUUCGUUACUACACAGGUACAAAGUGAACUAAGGUAUAAUCUUAUCUUUAUAUCUAAAGACCAUGCUAGCCAGACAUAAUACUGUACUCAAGAAAUCAUUUGCUUGUUGAAUUUAGUGCAUUUCAGAUAGUAACCAUAUGUCUUACGUAGCCCAGAGUGUCAAGCAUGUUAACAUGGGAUUCAUUUCUUUCUCAAAUGUGAAAUUCAAGUUGCUUCUAGAAUUAUUGCUUAGUUUCUAAGACUACAGAUUUCAGAAUCAAAGGUAAAAUACCCAUGUGAUGAUCAAUGUGGUGUUUCUUCAUUAAAUAAUAAAUAAUGCUUAGUAAAGUAUAGUUAAAGUUAGGAAAUUCAGUUAACUAUUUCAAUACUCUAUGGCCCAAAUAAUAAUUUGUUAGUAAAUACUACAACUCGUGGACUCAGUGGCUAUCUGUUAAAAAUUCUGUUAUUCACAAUGAAAAGCAUUUCAAAUGGAACUAUUCCCAUGAUUUGAAUCAUUCCAGAUUGUAUUCAUAUUCCUAUUUAGAGAACUGCAGAUAUCCAUGUAUCCUGGAGGCAGGAGGUAUUCUACUUUUUGCUAAAAAAAAAAAAAAUCCCAAAACAUGUUUAUGAAAUGUAAAUUAUCUUGAGGGUUGUGGAUACUUUUUAUUAAUAGGGUGUAAGUAAUUUUCAGAAUGUAGUUCUGUGUUCGCUAAGUACGAAGGUAACUAGAAUAUGGGCAUGUAGUAAGGAUAAGGUUACUUCAUUACUGUCACCAAAGAGAAGUCCUUUCUCUAACAUGGUGAAAACUGUUCAAUUACCAGGAGUCAACAGCUUUCUAAAUAUUCUAUAUAUUUUGUUUUGUAUUUAAAUGAGUAAUUUCAAUAAAAAUGGCUCAGUGUCUCAAGGAUGUUUUUAAAACAAAAAACUAUAGUAAAUAGCUGAUUAGAUUGUUAUUGUCAUGUAUUAAAUUGUAACCAAAAAGUCAAGACACUACUUUGACGUGUGUAAAAUUUCAAAGAGAGAUUGUUGAGUUUACCAGUUGGCCUAUAGUAGAGUAGAUUUGUCUCUGGUCCUGAAACUGACUUUUGCAAAGGCUUUGCUCCCAUCUUUCCUUGUUCUUGAUCUUUACUGCUCUCUUGAUGUCUACUCAGCAUCAUUUUACAAUUUAGUUUAGAAACUCCUCACAGCAUGUUUUUUUUUUUUUUUAGCUUCAUCUCCUUCAUAGAGGGACAGAUUUUGACACAAGUGUUUAUUUGACAUCUAUUUAUUGUUCCUGUUUGACCAUAGUAUAUAUAUAUUUCUUUUUUUUAAUCUUCCAAAGUACAGUUUUAGUUUAAACCCCUCUGAAUUCUGCUUCCAGUGACAUAUGUGGCUAUUUAAAUUUAAAUUCAUUAACACAAAAUAACAGUUUAAAAAAUUUCUGUUUUAAUUCGCAUGUAGAACCUUCCCAUCCUAGCAGACUAGACGGAGAUGCCCUGGAUUUGAUCUAGAUGUGUUCACCCUUAUUGGCAGGUCCCUACUGUCCUGCAUUUGCCCACAAUGAGCAAACUAUAUUUGGUUUAGGCAUAGAGUAGGGAGUUUGCUGUGGCCAUCAGCUUCUUCCUUCCACUCUCAUCACCAUUGCCUCUGUCCUUCUUUCUUUCCUUCCCAAGAAAUUUCCUUCCCCUCCUUUUCCCUCCCCUGUUCCUUAAAGAAUCCAUGUGUCUUCCUAAAAUCCCUCUUGACCCCUGCCCUUUAAGAACACCGUCAGUGCCUACUAAGGGUCUAGAAAGACCUCCGUUGAGCAGUCAGAGUCUUCCCUGGCUCCACAAUACCCCUUCCCUUGGCUGACUUUCCUUGCCAAUCCUUACCUCCCUGGUCCUUCAAGCCUUUGUCCCCUCCUCUUUGCUCCAACCCCUUCACAGCCAUUCUUCAUAGCCUGGCUCCCCUACCCCCUUGCUUAGAAGCUGAGGCUGUCAGGACUCUCUAGAGUGUAUUAUGGGGGAAAAUGAACACAUCUUAAAAAUCUGUUAUUUGCUUCAUUUUUUAGAAGACAUUUUUCCUCAUGAGUUUGAUAUGUUAAUUAUACAAAAAUUGGAAAGCAGAAAAAUACAUUUUAAAAGGCAAGAAAAUGUCUGAGUGCUUUAUACUAAGAUUGCCAUAGUUUGUUCUUUUUGGGGUAUGAAUGUUUUAUAUUUCUUGAUCCUCUAUGUUGUUUAUAAUACAACUUCUGCUCUUACUUUCUUUCUGAACAUUAUGUAUGGUUGGUUACUAGUGAAUUUUGCAGCUAUUUUAUAUUGCUGGUAAUAUGUGUUAUUGCAUAGAUUUAUUGUAAUUUUCUCAGCCUUCUUUCAGUUGUUAGACAUUUACGUGAUUUCCAAAUUUUCAGUGUUACAAAUAAUGCUGUGAUCAAUUUUGUGAAUAUACUGUUUUUAUGUAUUUCAAAGGAUUCCCAUAGGCUAAUUUCUCAGUGCCAAGUCAUUAAAAACAGCUCCGUUUUCUCUUCACUCUUGCUAUGAUAGCAUAUUAAACUUAGAACAGAAACUCACAAGGCCUAUAUUAAAAACCAUAAUACCAAAAAGGAAAGUCUGUAGUCCUAUAAUAAAUAACAGAUGGAAGUUGUAUCCCGCUUUGAUGUCUGAGUCUUUGCUGAUAAUGACAUGGACCAUUAUGCUCUCUGUAUGAUAGGUGGGUAGUUGCAUUUCCAGUUGUGCGACUUUGUGUGGUCAUGUUAUGGAUCUUACCUUUUAAUGUAAUAAAGUAUAUUGCUCAUUUCCUGUG